GGAACCAAUCACGCAAAGACACGUAUCAAGAAAUAUAAUGGGAAGAAAGAAACUCGUUUUCAAUUUCCCGCCAAAUUUGAAAAUGAAAAAAAAAAAAAGAAUUUCAGAGCUGAUGAGAGAGAGGUUUCAUCCACUUUCGUAGUACUCUUUCACCGAUUUUCUUGCAAUAAACCCUAAUUGCAUCGGGAAAUGUCGACGUGGAAGAUAUUCUCCGGCGCCGGAAACACUUUCCGGUGGGAAAUCACCGGCCGAUACCUCGAACCACGACCUGUUGGCGGAGCCAGGGAUACUGAUGCCCCACCUUCUGUGGAAAGAGGAGACAACCCAAGCUCGCGUCUCCCUUCCAUGACAGACAUUUUGUUUCAAGAAUGUUCGAAGCUUCUGGAGGAUAAUGUCGAAGAAUUUGACGGAGGUUCGAUGUUCAAAACUGGAUCGGGGAGAUCUGUUCCGGUGAAACAAGCUUCAAUUACUAAAGCACUAGCUGUUCUUGGCCAAGUUGAUUCAAAUGAUACAGAUCAAGUGGAUGUUAGAGAUAAGAAAUUAGAUUUCUCUAAUUCCCUUUUCCAGACGGGCUCUGGGAAAAUGGUUAAUAUAUCUCCAGCAGGUAUAGCAAGAGCAAAGACGUUGUUGGGAUUGAUUGAAGACAAUGAUCCUGGCAGUUUUCAAGGCUUUCAAGAGACAAGAAAGUUAUCUAGUACCGAUUCCACUUCUGGGUGUCAAAAUAUUUCUCAAUUGGUAGUUAGAGAGGGUGUCAACAACUAUAAAAGUAUGGAUGAUGCUUUGGUUCCGAGAUCUUCAUUGUUUUGUAAGAUUGAUCCAGGUCAAGAUAAACUCAGUGAAGCAAAACCAUAUUUGACUCCAUCAAGGAUGUAUAAUUCAGCAACCAAAACACCACCGGUAAAGUUUCAAACAGCAGGUGGAAAAUCUAUAUCUGUUUCCAGUGAUGCACUGAAGCGUGCAAGGAGUCUUCUGGGUGAUCCAGAGUUAGGAAAUUUCUUGGAGAUUGGGGAUGCAGAUGAGACAGAACUUUCAUUUUCAAAAAAUAAAAUGAUGGUUGAUUCUGGAUUAAGGAAGGAUAAUGACCCCCCAACUAGUGUAAAUCAUCAGGGAACGGGAAAGAACAACUCUAUGCCUAAGAGCUUUAUAUCUCCACUACGAUCAUCUUCCAAACUAAUGCCAUCGUUGGUCAAUUCGGAAACUAAAAAUUUAGGGGCUAACUUGAUCAGACGAUUUGAUUCAGUUAGCCAUGAUAAUGUUUGUAAGUUAAAUAGAAACCUUACUUGCCAACAAGAGCCUUUGGGUACAGUGGCAGACAACUCCUCGGAAAGUACUAUUGGUUUAAGAAAGAAUCAGGAUGUUAAAUCAACAGGAAGGCAAUUGGCUGAUAUAUCAAACACCAUUGGUACAGUUUCUGCAAAAGAUAAACAGGGAAUCAAUGAAAAGAGGAAAGUUCUUAGAGUUUCUAAAUCUUCAUUCAAGAGGCCCCGUAGUUCCAAGUUCUCCACCCCUAUGAAAAGCAAUGCUUCUUUCGCUCCUAAUGGUUUAUCUACAUUUUACUCUGAACAUUCUUGUUCAAAAGGAAGGGUUUUUAGUCGAUACCCUUUUCAGAAAUCAAGAAUGUAUGUCAGGGAAUAUUUUGGAGGGCCUCCAUCCCAACACAUGUUGAAAUCUGUGCCGGACCAAUUUAGAAGGAUUAGAGCAGAUAAUGCAGAGAAUUUCACAUUCCCUGAUGCCUCCGGUGUAAAUUGCAUCGGAGCAGAAGCUUUCUUCCACAUAUUGAUCCAGUCUGGAGCUUCUGAGCAAUAUGUUUCGAAGGAGUGGGUCAAAAAUCAUUACAAGUGGAUCAUCUGGAAGCUGGGAUGCUACGAAAGAUGCUAUCCAACUAAAUCUUCUGGAAGAAUUCUCACAGUGGGCAAUGUGAUUGAGGAAUUGAAGUAUAGGUAUGAAAGGGAAGUGAACCAUGGCCACCGCUCUGCGAUUAAAAGAAUUCUUGAAGGGGAUGCUUUGCCUACUUCAAUGAUGGUUCUAUGUGUUUCUGCAAUUAAUUCAAAUUCCGACCCUAAUAUUGAGGCUAACUCUUCGGUACAAGGCGAUGCUGAAAAUCAUACUGCUGCUGCAGCAAAAAUUGAAGUUACUGAUGGUUGGUAUUCAAUGGAUGCUCUGUUGGAUGUAAUGCUGUUAAAGCAGCUUGCUUCAGGAAAGUUGUUCAUUGGCCAGAAAAUUCGGAUUUGGGGAGCAGGAAUAUGCGGCUGGGCUGGGCCUGUUUCACCACUUGAGGUGCCAAGAACAGCUAAUCUUGUUUUGCACAUAAAUGGCACAUAUAGAGCUCAGUGGGCUGAUAAACUUGGAUUCUGUAAGGGUGUUGGUCUUCCUUUAGCAUUUAAAUGCAUAAAAAGUAAUGGGGGUCCAGUCCCGCUGACUUUGUUUGGCAUCACACGAGUAUACCCUGUUCUCUACAAGGAAAGGUUGGGCAAUGGAAGUUCAGUUGUGAGAUCAGAGAGGAUGGAGAAUAAAGUAUUGCAAUCAUACAACCAGAGACGCUCUGCUAUUGUCGAGAGCAUUGUUUCUGACUUUCAGAGGGGCAUAAAACAUUCACAUACCUAUAAUGAUAGUGAAAGUGAAGAAGGGGAAAAAAUCUUGAAGAUACUUGAGACAGCCUCAGAACCUGAAGUUCUAUUGGCAGAGAUGAGUCCAGAACAAUUAAGUUCCUUUGCAAAAUAUCAAGCAAAAAUGGAGGCAAUCAAGCAGUCUGACAUGGAGAAGUCAAUCGAGAAAGCUUUGGAAAAUGCCGGCUUAGGUAAGAGAGAAGUCAUCCCAUUUAUGAGGGUAAGGGUGACUGGUCUAACGAGUAAAACAUAUCAAGGAAAGGAUAUUCCCAAAGAAGGCUUGAUCACUAUUUGGAAUCCAACAGAAAAGCAGCAAACUGAGCUGGUUGAGGGGAAGGCAUAUAAAGUUGCAGGGCUUCAACCAACAAAUGCUGAUGCUAAUAUUCUUUAUUUGCAAGCAAGAGGAUCUACUUCCUGGCAGUCUUUAUCCCUGCAUGCAUUGGAAAAUUUCAAACCAUUCUUCACACCUCGCAAAUCAGUAUUACUGUCAAAUUUGGGAGGAGUUCCUCUUUCCAGCGAAUUUGAUAUUGCUGCGUUUGUCGUCUUUGUUGGGGAGGUUUACAAAGGUGGGCAGCAGAUGAAACAAUGGGUGUUUGUGACUGAUAGUUCCAUCUCUGAGUUACAGUCGGAAGAAUUUUCCAAUUGUUUGCUUGCCAUCUGCUUUUGCUCCCCAAAUAUUGAUGAUGAUUCUUCUAUACCUUUCAACCGUAACCUUGUCGGAUCAACGGUUGGCUUCUGUAAUCUCGUGAAGAGACCAAAUGACCAAGUGAAUCAUCUCUGGGUAGCUGAAGCUUCAGAAAAUUCGACCUAUUUCUUGAGUUUUGACUCUCCACAUUAUUCUCACCUAAAAAAUGCGGCUAUCUCUGCUGAAAAAUGGGGAAGAAACUCUGAGGAGACCACUUGUAAGCUUAGAGAGAAGGUUUUAUAUGUUGUUGGUGAUCGUACAAGCUAAGCUAGGUGUGAAAAUUGCCCACCUCAGCUGACAGUUAAUUUGCAUGCACUGACCAAAAUGAGAUAUCAUGCAAAUCAAUGGAGAUGAAAAGAGUUUUAACAUCAGUAACGAUAAAAGGAGCUUUCAAUCUUCAUUAACAUGAAGCUGGUGAAUUGUGUCAUAAUAUCCCUUUCAAAGGAAACUAAAAAACACUAAUGGAAAAUCAUUUUGUGGAAGCAAAAAAAUAUGGUUUUGUAAAUUACAGGAAGGAAAGGACCAAGGAAAUGCUCUUUAAGUCCGGCUACAUUCAUCAAUUUUGCAAAGUAAGCUGUUAGUGAAGGAACAAUUGUUCAUAUUUUUAUUUAAACAAAUACAUAUAUGUUAAUGUAAAUUCAAUAGUGAAAGAGUAGUACUCUAUUAUAUAGUUCAUUCAUAGUCAUACCACUGAAUAUUAUGUUGUUGUCUGAAAAUAAUGUGUGAAAUUAAAAUGAUGAUGUGAGGGGAUUGAUUGUCUGCAUCUGCUACUUACUGUACACCUUUGAACUUGAAUUAAGUUACAAAAACCACACAGUUUCAAUUCU
This is a messenger RNA of Cannabis sativa, 4118 nucleotides long. Its product is annotated as protein BREAST CANCER SUSCEPTIBILITY 2 homolog B. The transcript is spliced from 20 exons. Lineage: Eukaryota; Viridiplantae; Streptophyta; Magnoliopsida; Rosales; Cannabaceae. The record is from RefSeq and is a predicted model, not a curated record. Gene Ontology annotation, biological process: double-strand break repair via homologous recombination; regulation of DNA-templated transcription. The coding region runs from base 190 to 3558 and encodes 1122 amino acids.